This is a messenger RNA of Magnolia sinica, 2618 nucleotides long. RefSeq lists its product as uncharacterized. The coding region runs from base 9 to 2519 and encodes 836 amino acids. Lineage: Eukaryota; Viridiplantae; Streptophyta; Magnoliopsida; Magnoliales; Magnoliaceae. The record is from RefSeq and is a predicted model, not a curated record. Gene Ontology annotation, molecular function: protein binding. The transcript has 3 exons.
GGAAGGAAAUGGGGAAGAUGAGAAAGUUGAAGAGAAAGACGAAGGAUGUACGAAACAAGUUGGCGUACCUUCCCACUGAAAUCCUCGUUACCAUUCUAAUGCGUCUAGAUCUAGUCGAUUGUAUCCGUGCCGGAGUAGUCUGCAGCUCAUGGCGGGCGGCCUGGACAGAGAUGGUGACCUACAAUCUCCACCCUCCAUCGCAUCAACUCCCGUUGCUGAUCCUACCACCAAAAAACCAAAUCCACAGAGUCUUCAAUCUAUUAGACAAGAAAGUAUACGAGCUACAUCUAUCACAGGCCAGCGGAGCAAGAUGUUUAGGAUCUUUUAAUGGAUGGCUGAUACUGAUGGAUGAGAUGAGUAAUGGGUGUUUUCUCUUGAAUGUAACAUCCAAUGAAUGUAUUAGUCUACCCCGUCAAGCUGAUAUAUGGAACUCGACCGAGCAUCAACAUUUUGUUUGGAACUCGGCCGAUCAUCACUAUGUGGAGCAUUUUUGGGAGAGCCGACUCGGAAUAUAUGCUAAGGCUAUUUUAUCAUCUGACCCUACUUCAGGUGAUUGUAUAGUUGUGAUUGUCUGUUCAAUGAAUACAUUUGCCUUUUGUAGAGUGGGAGAUGCAGCAUGGACAGCAUUGGAAAGAAAACCUAAUCAACGUCACUGCAUAUCUGAUAUCACAUUCUAUAAUGGGCGCCUAAUUAUAGUAAGAUUUAUCUCUCGACUCGAAAUCUUUGAGUUGGAUCUCUGUCCUAACUCUGCAAAAUGGAAACCGCUUCUCAUCCCCCAAUUAGAAUAUCCUCACAACAGUGGUGUGGGGUAUGCGCGUGGAAUCUAUCUAGUGGAAUCAUGUGGAGAGUUGUUAAUGGUUUUAAGGAUAUACUACUGUUUGGGUGAAUAUAGGCCUCGUAGUAGAUUGAUGACAACAUUCUGCCUUUUUAAGAUGGACACAAAUAGUUCCGGUUGGAUUAAGGUAGAAAGCUUGGGUGAUCAAAUGCUUUUUUUAGGCUACCCUAAGUCUAUUCCGACUAAAGGAUUGUCGGGCUUCAAACGGAAUUGUAUCUAUUUUACAAAGGAUAUUUGUAUUUGGAAUCAUGAAUCGGGUGUGUUUGACUUAGAGGAUGGUAGUAUUUGGCCGUUUCCUUCAAGCAUUCCUUCAAGCAUUGAAGGCAUUUACCACCCGACUGGGCAUAAGCCAAUAUGGGCUGCGAAUUAUAACCAUCAUCCAGGCUACAAAUGCAACAACAAGAAAGAGCAGAACUUGCAGUCCAAUGAAUCGACAUAUGCCAUGGCAAAGGCGAUGGGGGAGAAGAGGUUAGAUGGAAAGAAAAAGGGUAAGAGAUGGACCGAACUUCCCACUGAAAUCCUUGUUACUAUUCUAAUGCGUCUAUUUCUGGUUGAUUGUAUUCGUGCCGGGGCAGUCUGCAUCUCGUGGCGAAGAGCCUUGUCGGAGAUAGUGGCCCGAAAACUCCACCCUCCGUCGCAUCAACUACCAUGGCUGAUCGUCUCACGAAAAAACGAAAUCCAUAGAGUCUUGAAUCUAUCAGACAACAAGGUCUUCAGGUUAGAUCUUUCCCAGGCCUGCGGUGCAAUCUGUUUAGGAUCUUUUAAUGGAUGGCUGAUAUUGAAGGACAAGUGGCCUAAUGGGUGUUUUCUCUUGAAUGUUAUCUCCAAAGAAUGUAUCCGCCUACCCCUUCAGGCUAAUAUUUGGAACUCGGCCGGGAAUCGCUAUGUGAAAAAUUUUUGGGAGCAAGGUCUAGGAAUAGAUGCUAAGGCCACAUUAUCAUCUGACCCUAAUUCAGGUGAUUGUACGGUUGUGAUCGAUUGCUCAAGGAAUAGAUUGGCCUUCUGUAAAGUGGGAGAUGCAGCAUGGACAACCUUGGAAGGAGAACCUGAUCAAUAUUGCUACAUAUCUGAUAUCACAGUUUAUAAUGGGCGCCUACAUAUAGCAAGAUCUGACAAUCAAGUCACUAUCUAUGAGGAGUUAGUUCCCCGUCCUAACUCAGCAAAAUGGUCUGAUAUCACAGUCUAUAAUGGGCGACUACAUAUAGCAAGCUAUGGCAAUCAAGUCACUGUCUAUGAGGAGUUAGUUCCCCGUCCUAAGUUGGCAAAAUGGAAGACACUUCCUCCCCCUGAAAUAGAAUCUCUUCACCAUGAUUUUGAUCGUCAUGUCUAUCUGGUGGAAUCAUGUGGGGAUUUGUUAAUGGUUGUAAGGAUAUAUGAUGAACAUGGCCGUCACAGUACAGCAUUCCGCAUUUUUAAGAUGAACACAAGUGGUUCCUGUUGGAUUAAGGUAGAAAGCUUGGGUGAUCAAAUGCUUUUCUUGGCCUACUCCAACUCCAAGUCUGUUUCGGCUAAAGGAUUGCCGGGCUUCAAAGGUAAUUGUAUCUAUUUUACAAAAGAUAUUGUUGCGACAGACAAUGAUUCGGGUGUGUUUGACCUAGAGGAUGGUAGUAUCAAGCCGUUUACUUCAAGCAUUUCCUCCCUAAUUCCAUAUCUGCCAAUUUGGGUAACACCAUAUCCGAUGUAACAAUUUUUAUUUAUUUAUUUACUUUCUCUUUAAUAAUAGUUGUUUUUGCACUCAUGUAAUUUAUUUUAAAUCCUUUAAUGAUAGUUGUUUUUGCACUCA